This is a messenger RNA of Dufourea novaeangliae, 1407 nucleotides long. It is a transcript of the gene Wwox, whose product is annotated as WW domain-containing oxidoreductase-like. Bases 140 to 1384 code for a protein of 414 amino acids. The transcript has 7 exons. Lineage: Eukaryota; Metazoa; Arthropoda; Insecta; Hymenoptera; Halictidae. Gene Ontology annotation, molecular function: protein binding. The record is from RefSeq and is a predicted model, not a curated record.
GCCAUUAUCGCGCGUGUGUAUACAUAUAUGAAAAUAUAUGAAUUUCCACUGGAUAAAUGAAUAAUACUUAACAAUAAACAAGUGAAUGUAAUAAUGCGAUGCAAUCCGAUGUAAACACAUUCAAUAAAAGUUAGAAAAAAUGGUAGGCAUUUUAAAUGACUCUGACAGCGAAGACGAAUUACCCCCUGGAUGGGAGGAAAUGACAACUAUUGAUGGAAACGUCUAUUAUGUGAAUCAUUAUACAAAAGGUACACAAUGGACACAUCCUAGAACUGGUCGUCAAAAAAUUGUUGAAGGAGAAUUACCAUCUGGAUGGGAAAGACGUGUGACAGAUGAUGGUAAAGUUUUAUUUGUUGAUCAUAUGAAUCGCACAACAACAUACUCUGAUCCACGACUUGCAUUUGCUACGGAAUAUAGAGAAUUAUCUCAACCUGUACGACAGCGUUUUGAUGGAAGUAGUACAGCAUUAGCUGUUUUAUAUGGUCGAGACUUAAGGGGUAAAGUUGCCAUUGUUACAGGGGCUAAUACAGGUAUAGGAUUUGAAACUGCUAGAUCAUUAGCUUUACAUGGUUGCAAAGUGAUUCUUACCUGCAGAGAUUUAAAGAAAGGUGAAGAAGCAGUACAGAAAAUACGACAAGAAAGGGAUAAUAUUACAUGUGAAACAUUACAAUUAGACUUAUCUUCACUACAUAGUGUAAAAAAAGCAGCUGAGGAAUUUAAACAAAAAUAUGGAACUCUUCACAUAUUAAUAUUAAAUGCUGGAGUUUUUGCAAUUCCUUAUGAACUUACCGAAGAUGGUUAUGAAACAACAUUUCAAGUGAAUCAUCUUUCUCAUUUUUAUUUUACUCUUUUAUUGGAACAUCCAAUUCGAAGUUGUCAUAAUGCUAGGGUAGUGGUAGUUUCAAGUGAAUCACAUAGGUUCUCAACACUUCAAACGGUAGAAGAUUUUCAUCAAUUAAAUCUCUCUCCUCCUGCAUAUAAAUAUUGGUUCAUGGGAGCAUACAAUGAUUCUAAGCUAUGUAAUAUUUUAUUUACACAAGAAUUAGCAAAACGUUGGCCUUCUGUAAGUGUAUUUAGUUGCCAUCCUGGUAAUAUGGUGUCAUCCUCAUUGUCUCGUUAUUCAUGGAUUCUGCGAUUCUUGUUCAUGUUAGUGAGACCUUUCACAAAAUCACUGCAACAAGCAGCGAGUACAUCAGUGUUUUGCGCAACUGCGCCAGAACUGGAAGGUGUAACAGGAGUUUAUUUUAAUAAUUGUUACUGUUGUGAUCCAUCAACUACGGCCUUAGAUUCUGCUCUUGCGAGAAGAUUGUGGUCCGUUAGUCAAGAAAUGAUUGUAAAUGUUAUGAAAAAAUACAAACUUUGGGAAACAUUAGCAUUAAAAUAAGAUGUACUUUUUUAAAAUAUAAU